Spodoptera littoralis (African cotton leafworm) is the source of this 633-nucleotide messenger RNA. Lineage: Eukaryota; Metazoa; Arthropoda; Insecta; Lepidoptera; Noctuidae. The record is from the annotation of a GenBank genome assembly.
AUGCAGGCUAUUAAAGCUUUGGGAGCUGCGGCUCCUUCUACAAUGUUAUCUGUAGUAAAGAAGGGAGCUUUUGCGCCCGUUGUAGAGAAAAUAAGGCAGGUCCAUUUGCCUGCUCCCAAGCCUAAUGAAACGAGACCUUACUCGCCGUUUCAAGAUGCUACUAACAUGGCUGAGAUGGCAGUAGCCAGGCUUGACGACUUAUUGAACUGGGGAAGAAAAGGUUCAAUGUGGCCCAUGACCUUUGGUUUGGCUUGUUGUGCCGUGGAGAUGAUGCACAUCGCCGCACCACGAUACGACAUGGACAGGUAUGGUGUGGUCUUCCGUGCAUCUCCUCGUCAAUCAGAUGUUAUGAUCGUAGCUGGUACAUUGACCAACAAGAUGGCACCUGCUUUAAGGAAAGUCUACGAUCAGAUGCCAGACCCAAGAUGGGUUAUAUCUAUGGGCAGCUGCGCAAACGGUGGUGGUUACUACCAUUACUCUUACUCUGUUGUAAGGGGUUGUGAUCGUAUAGUACCCGUUGAUAUUUAUGUACCUGGAUGCCCACCCACAGCUGAAGCUUUACUCUAUGGAGUACUUCAAUUACAGAAGAAAGUGAAGAGAAUGAAGACCGUUCAAAUAUGGUACAGAAAAUAA